Elephantulus edwardii (Cape elephant shrew) is the source of this 1056-nucleotide messenger RNA. RefSeq names its product gastric inhibitory polypeptide receptor (gene GIPR). Bases 1 to 1056 code for a protein of 351 amino acids. The record is from RefSeq and is a predicted model, not a curated record. Lineage: Eukaryota; Metazoa; Chordata; Mammalia; Macroscelidea; Macroscelididae. Gene Ontology annotation, cellular component: plasma membrane. The transcript has 9 exons. Gene Ontology annotation, biological process: cell surface receptor signaling pathway; adenylate cyclase-modulating G protein-coupled receptor signaling pathway. Gene Ontology annotation, molecular function: peptide hormone binding; G protein-coupled peptide receptor activity; gastric inhibitory peptide receptor activity.
AUGACCAUGAGCUUGGCUGGGAUUGGGAAUGGGGGUCCCGCCCCACCCCUGCCCCCUCCCACCAUCCCAGCUGCCUGCGCUGUCACCUCUUCAGAGCCCAGCUCGGCAGUGGAGGCUGCUGCAGCAGGAACGCCACAGGUGAACCCCCACAGCGUUGGGAGCAGGUGUGUCCGGACCCUCCGGCCUCCAUGCCCCGCCGCCCGCACGAUGCCGAGCCCUGGGUCCCCGCGGCCACGGCUGCUGCUGCGACUGCUCUCGCUGUGGGCGCUGCUGCUUCGGAUGGUAGAGACAGACUCUGAGGGACAGACGGCGGGGGAGCUAUACCAGCGAUGGGAACGGUACCGCAGCGAGUGCCAGGAGACCUUGGAGGCUGCGGCGCCCCCCUUAGGUCUUGCCUGUAACGGGUCGUUUGAUAUGUACGUGUGCUGGGACUACGCUGCACCCAACACCACUGCCCGCGCCUCCUGCCCUUGGUACCUGCCCUGGCACCAGCACGUCGCCAUGGGCUUUGUUCUGCGCCAGUGUGACAGUGAUGGCCAAUGGGGACCUUGGAGGGACCAUUCCCAGUGUGAGAACCCAGAGCGGAAUGGAAGCUUCCAGGACCAGAGGCUGAUCCUGGAGCGGCUGCAGGUCGUGUACACGGUUGGCUACUCCCUGUCUCUCAGCACACUGCUCUUGGCUCUGUUCCUCUUGAGUGUCUUCAGGAGGCUGCGCUGCACUCGUAAUUACAUCCACAUCAACCUGUUCACCUCGUUCAUGCUGCGGGCCGCUGCCAUCCUCACCCGGGACCGUCUGCUGCCUCCACCUGGCCCCUAUCCUGGGGACCAGGCCUUGACCCUCUGGAGCCAGACCUUGGCGGCGUGCCGCACUGCCCAGAUCGUGACUCAGUACUGCGUGGGCGCUAACUACACGUGGCUGCUAGUGGAGGGCAUCUACCUGCACAGUCUGCUGGUGCUCGUGGGGGGCUCCGAGGGGGACCACUUCCGCUGCUACCUGCUUCUUGGCUGGGGUGAGCCCCGACCCCGGUCUCCCACUGCCCAGCCCAGCGCGCCCUGA